AUGGCGGCGGCGGAGCUCAGCGCGGUAUAUCGCGCCAUGCAGAAGAGCGCGGCGAGGUUCUCAAACUACAACGUUCGAGAGUACUUCAAGCGCAGGGUUCGGGAGGAGUUCGAGAAGAACGCCAACCUGGUGGGCGAGGAGGCGGCCGCGGCGCUGGCCAAGGCGAAGAAGGACCUCGCCGUGAUCGACAGGCAGGUUCAGGUAUACUCGCUGUACGGGUCCGAGUUGAGGUCUGUGCUCGAAAUAACAAGGAAGCCGUGA
Messenger RNA from Micromonas commoda, 261 nucleotides. RefSeq lists its product with no specific name. The record is from RefSeq and is a predicted model, not a curated record. Lineage: Eukaryota; Viridiplantae; Chlorophyta; Mamiellophyceae; Mamiellales; Mamiellaceae. The coding region runs from base 1 to 261 and encodes 86 amino acids. The transcript is spliced from 2 exons.